AUGCCGGCUCCCGCCUUGAUACGGGCUCCACCCUUCCUGCCUGCCAAGCCCCCUCCGGCUCCGCCCUGGGGGCCUACUUGGGUUCCUGUUAAGCCGGAGCCUCCCUGGUGGUGGCGGGAGGGCGGUGUGUGGAGCUCCGAGGGCAUGCGGCGGGUGUGCCUGCCUGCUCCGCAGCUCCAGGGCAAUAUAUUCAGCGGCUUCGAUGAGAGUCUGCUGGCCCGCGCUGAAGCUCUGGCGGCUGACAUCGCGUCUCACGGCAAGAGUCACCCUUUCAAGACGGACGUCACCUACCAUACCAUGAGCAGCGUGCCCUGCACCUCCUCUUCAUCCGCAGUGCCCAUAUCCCACCCUUCAUCCAACCUACCCUCGCACCACCACCAUCACCACCACCACCACCUCAGCCACCAGACCCUGGAGGGGGAUAUGCUCGACCACAUUUCCUCCAGUUUAUCGGUCAGCGGCAUGGGUGCGCCGCCGGAUCCGUCGGUGAUGACCACUCAAGCCCACCAGCACCACCUGCAAAUGGGUCACUUGCACCAAGCCAUGGCCAUGGGCCACCCGCACACCCUGUCGGUCCACAACGGGAUGGCGUGCGUCAACGACGUGGAGUCCGAUCCCAGAGAGCUGGAGGCGUUCGCGGAGAGGUUUAAGCAGCGGAGGAUAAAGCUCGGAGUGACCCAGGCGGAUGUGGGCUCUGCCCUGGCCAACCUGAAGAUCCCGGGGGUCGGCUCGCUGAGCCAAAGCACCAUCUGCAGGUUCGAGUCCCUAACCCUGUCCCACAACAACAUGAUCGCUCUCAAACCCGUCCUCCAAGCCUGGCUAGAGGAGGCUGAAGCGGCUUACCGGGAGAAGAACGGAAAACCGGAGCUUUUUAACGGGAACGAGAGGAAACGAAAGCGCACGUCCAUCGCGGCUCCCGAGAAGCGAUCGCUUGAGGCGUAUUUCGCCAUCCAGCCGCGACCAUCGUCGGAGAAAAUCGCGGCAAUCGCAGAGAAGUUGGAUCUAAAGAAGAACGUGGUUCGGGUUUGGUUCUGUAAUCAGCGGCAAAAACAGAAAAGGAUGAAAUAUUCGGCAGUGCACUAGUGCUGGUAGAGCAAAGUAGACAUUUUAGGAACACCACAGGGAUCUAAAUCUUUUCUUUUAAACGUUAGAAGCCUAUAAAGACUCCAAGUACGUUUCAUAUCGCCUCCAGAUGAUGGGACCAGUGUGCGAAUUAUUCCAGGGGUUCUGUAGCCUGCCCCUAAUAAAGGCUUGACCUCUCUCAUAAAGAAGUCAAACGGUUUUAACAAUAUUGCACAUUUUAGCAGCGUUUCAGUAACUAUAAAAGUUACAUUAAAAGUUCAUUAAGUCGCGGCGUGUGUGCCUGAGGUAACCAUGAGUUGCUCGAUCACUUUCAGUGAGCAUUAAUAUCGGAAUUCACAUAAAACAAUAACGCAAAAAGUGGCGCAAAAAUAAUUUUGGUUUGCGCGAGAUCGACAAAUCUCAAACGAUUAUGUCCUGACAAUUGCUGACACAUUUUUCUCAAACCACCGAAGGCCGAAUAAUUCGCACACUGUAAUACCAUU
Sinocyclocheilus anshuiensis is the source of this 1565-nucleotide messenger RNA. RefSeq names its product POU domain, class 4, transcription factor 3-like. The record is from RefSeq and is a predicted model, not a curated record. Lineage: Eukaryota; Metazoa; Chordata; Actinopteri; Cypriniformes; Cyprinidae. Bases 1 to 1083 code for a protein of 360 amino acids. Gene Ontology annotation, biological process: regulation of transcription by RNA polymerase II. Gene Ontology annotation, molecular function: RNA polymerase II cis-regulatory region sequence-specific DNA binding; DNA-binding transcription factor activity, RNA polymerase II-specific. The transcript is spliced from 3 exons.